ACGCCAUUGCGCCGAGUCAAUCACUCAUCCAUAAUCUAUAUAUGUUAUGCGAGUGACGUUAACUAGUUGGGGAGAUUGCAGAAACGAUGCAAAAUAUGUGAUAAUUUCGGGCAGCAGUCUUCCGUGCUACUCGUGAACUGUAUAAUCAACCGCAAAUCGUUUAGAUAGCAAGGAAGUGUCUUGAUCUCGCAAGCUAUAUUUAUUCUGUCUCCCACCAUCGCCCUUAAAUGGCAUCCAAGUAUGUGCUACAGUGGCAAUGUUUUGCUGUAACAUAGUCGCUCCACCGUCGUGUGACUAUCCACCCAAAAGCAUCAACUUGACACCGUCCUGUAAUUUUCGUGCGCAGCGGAUAAAAACGAUUACAGACACGCCAAGAGCGCGAUAUAUACAUAUAUACAUGUAUAUUUAUGUAUAUAUAUAUAUAUGUAUGUAUGUAUAUACAUAUAUAUAUAUAUGUAAAUAAAUAUAUAUGCAUAUAUAUAGAUACGUAUACGGCAAGGAAUAGAAAUCUCCUUCACAGCCAUCAUAAUUCGAUAAAAAUCUACAUUUAGACGAUUGCAUUCAUCUGUCGCUACAUUCGUAAAAUGGCUGUGUUUCUAACUAACAUAUGCAAGUUUAACCAGUGCGGGAGAAUUUUCAACAGCCUGACUGAUUUAAUACAUCACAUAGAGAACACGCACAUUGACCACGAAUCGCCAGCUCCCGGAUUCUCGGAAAAAUCGCAGUCCACGUGUCUUCCGCUCAGCUACGUACUACGCUACCACAACGACAACUCCUGUAAGGAUACAGCAUCAUCAUCAGCAUCAACAACGACACCUGCUACCGCUACUGACAAGAACAAACAAGUGGGGAAUGUAACUACGGGUGGAGUCGGUCUUUCUUCAACGUUACCUAGUGCAACUAUCGCUUGCCCGGCCAGUCCGGUCGACUUGGGUGCUAGCAAUGGCGGUUCUGCUGUUGGAGGUGUGAGUCACACCCCGACAAUUGGAGGCUCAAAUGGUCCAACGCUGGCCGUUGAUGGUAUUGCCAAACCAUCGGUAUCCAUAGGAAGCCAAAAUUCUGGCGAUCUCAAGCGCAAAAUAGCGAUUAAGCAUCACAGCUAUAGCAUUUCGUCUUCUAAUCGCAGCACAACCCCUACAGGAAGCGAAAUGGAUGACGAUGAUAUGAUGGGAUCGGAGUCAGAAGACAGCGAUGAUUCUUAUACGACCGAGGAAUUUAGCUCGGAAUUCAUUAUGCGCUAUGGAAGCAGAAGGCACUCAUCUUCGGGAGCUAACGGGAGUACCGUGUCGAACGAGAAGCCAUUUGCCUGUCCAGUCCCAGGCUGCAAGAAGCGCUACAAAAAUGUCAACGGCAUUAAGUACCAUUCUAAGAAUGGUCACAAGAAGGACGGAAACCGCGUAAGAAAAGGCUUCAAGUGCUUUUGUGGGAAGAGCUACAAAACAUCACUUCGCCUGAAAAACCACAAUAUAAUUGCACAUGCACAGGUCGCAUCAAACGAUGGCACGGAUGUUCAACAACCCACCGGCAGUGCACAGAUAUCCUCCGUUAGUGCUACUAAUGGUGGUUCUCUAUCAACAACGUCAACAACGGUGACAGCAAACACUCUUACGUCCACUGUGCUCAAACCGUCUUCGCCCAUCUCAAAUCAUGGCAAUGCUGUGAAAAUUUCUAGUCAAAUUGGUACAAAUGCUAGUCCGGCGGCGGUCACCAUUACGCAGCUAGCACAUAAGCUUCCGCGCACUACAACCAACGCCACAUCCACCAUCACUAGCAGCACAGCUUCUGCCGCAUCGAUAGUAACAACAACGGUAAGCGCUGUCAACACUCCCGAAAUCACUACCAUCACUACAAUUGCAUCUGGUCCGCCCUCCACCUCGACCAUUCACACGGUUGCUACCGGGUCCAGCAUAAAAUAUGAUAAUCUGGGUAUUUUAACCCCUGCCACCUCACCAAAGCUAACUGCCAACAUUUCCAGCGAUGCACAACAGCAGCAACCGUUCAUCCCGGUGACCGUAUCGGUGGCGCAUUCUUCGCCAACGCUACUAGGAAAUUUCAAUGCCACUAACGCACCCUUAACGGGAAACGGUCAGCUAGUAACUGCUGCGAGCGGUUCUUAUGGACUGGGUGGAAAUGGAACAGCUUUUUAUAGCGGGGUUGGAGGAGAUGGUGGCGGUGGUAAUAGUGGAGUCGGGAUUGCCCUUGUUGUUUCAAACGUGGUCGGUGAAUCACUUAAUGGUAGUGGCGGUAGUGGCGGUACGGCAGUACUAUCGGUGUCAACAGCGGCUAGUCAAUUAUACGCCGAAGAGACGUAGCCGAUACUUAAGAAUUUACUGUUGCGAAAGUAUUGACUGGUUGACGGUACCUGUUCUACUAGUUCUAAAAAAAUAUUAAUCUAUAUCUUUAUAUUAUGUAUGCGAUAGCUCCCAAUCGCUAUCCCAACAAGCUGAAAUCGUGGAAUAAUUUAUGAACUUUAUUUGAAAAUACAAAUGUUUGCAAUUUGUUACAUUUUCACACUGAAAAACAAGACCAAUGUGGGGUUGUUUAAAAGAUUUUGUCCUUCUUUCUUAUUCGCAUUCAUAUUUCUAUUUAACAAGUUCAUUUGACAUUUGUGUGGUUGUUUGAAAGAUUUGAAAAAUAUAAAUUUAUUGUGCCAGUGACCACUGAAACAACAAAAAGUUUGAAGUUUACCAGUAAAAAUCGCUGUGCUAAUUGUAUCGCGCACUGGGCGUUUAAGAAUGGCGAAACUCUUUAUUUUAGGGCGUCUGCAGUGUUCAUUGGUCGCUUAAAUCUCAUAACGGCACAGCCCAUAUCACUUGAACAAUGCGGCUCUUUGCACUACUGCAUUCUGUGCAUUCUCUUCACCACAUGAUGUUUUUUUUGCAAUGAGCACUAUUUAAAAUGGGAAAGGAUACAAAACUUAAUUGGUAAUGUGAAGAUUCACGGAAAUCAUUUUAUAUUUUUAUUUUUAUUUUUGGAUUUUUGGUUCUUACGACUGAUCUUAUCAAUUAAAUUGCCAGGCCUCUUAAACUCCUGUAUUCAAAAAUAAAACAAUAAACUGAUACCAAACUCAUUAGAAUAUAGUUCUGCGACCCCGAUCAAAGCGAAAAACCAACAAAAUGUAAACGAAAAGAAUAGAGAAACGAGAAUGGCAGAUAGUAAAAGGAUAAUAUGUAAGAAAAAUAUAAGUAAAGCACAGCUUAAAGAACACAAAAGAAAUGAAUAAGUAUUUAAUGUAGCAAAACA
This is a messenger RNA of Anopheles bellator, 3243 nucleotides long. RefSeq lists its product as uncharacterized. The record is from RefSeq and is a predicted model, not a curated record. Lineage: Eukaryota; Metazoa; Arthropoda; Insecta; Diptera; Culicidae. The transcript is spliced from 6 exons. Bases 585 to 2312 code for a protein of 575 amino acids. Gene Ontology annotation, cellular component: nucleus.